Messenger RNA from Labrus mixtus (cuckoo wrasse), 1397 nucleotides. RefSeq names its product tumor necrosis factor receptor superfamily member 14-like. The record is from RefSeq and is a predicted model, not a curated record. Gene Ontology annotation, biological process: defense response to Gram-positive bacterium; immune response; apoptotic process. The transcript has 6 exons. The coding region runs from base 28 to 807 and encodes 259 amino acids. Gene Ontology annotation, cellular component: membrane; external side of plasma membrane. Gene Ontology annotation, molecular function: protein binding; transmembrane signaling receptor activity. NCBI's taxonomy places the organism in Eukaryota, Metazoa, Chordata, Actinopteri, Labriformes, Labridae.
UCAGCUGCUGUGUUUCUGAUUUUCCUGAUGAACGUCUCUACAGGUCAAACUCCGACAUGUUAUAGAGACGAGUAUGAGACAUCUGGUGGAUGCUGUCCUAUGUGUCCAGCUGGACGUUGGGUUUAUGAAGACUGCACUGAGUCCAGAAGUUCUCUCUGUAAGGCCUGCCCUGGUGAAACCUUUAUGAACCAUCCGACUUCCCGUAAAGAGUGCUACAAGUGUAAAAGCUGUGAUGAAGGUUCUGGUCUGAAGAACAAGACGUCGUGUACCAACAUGUCAGACACAGUUUGUGAACCUCUGGAAGGAUUUUACUGCUCAGACUCUAGAGAGGACGACUGUGAGGAAGCAAGGAAACACAGACGCUGUAAACCAGGAGAAUACAUCAGAGAACACGGAACUUCCUCCGCAGACACCAUGUGCUCGACCUGCUCUGAUGGAACAUUUUCAGACAGGACCUUUACAUCUUGUCAGAAUCACACACAAUGUGAAUCAGAGGGUCUGCUGCUGCUGAGAGCAGGAACUGAGACAGAGGACGCUCAGUGUGGAGGAAAAGUGUCAUACAGGACUGAAGUGACAGUCGCUGGUGUUGUUGUUGUUGGGAUGUUUUUAGUCUUUGUACUCGGAGGGUGUUAUCUCGUAUGCAGGAUGAUUAACUCUCUAAUCUUUUAUAUACAGUAUGUGUUUAUAUUUAUAUCUGUUUUUUAUCUGUUCCCGUUUUGUUUUUCUGAGACGAUGAUUGAACACAAACACUUUCAUCAGCGCUCCAUCUGCUCUCUCACCAUCAAGUUUAAAUAUUUUAGAAAUUAAAGAUUGUCCCUUUAGUGUCUUGGGCCGGCUGUGGCUCAGUGGUGGUCGGUCGUCUCACAAACCUAGGGGUAACCUAGGGGUUAAAGUGGACCCUGAUCUUAAACUUGACAGUCAGAUUAAGGCUGUCGUAAAAUCAAGCUUUUUCCAUUUGAGGCAGCUGGCCAAAAUAAAGCCAAUUCUUUCAAGGCAGCACUUUGAGACUGUGAUCCACGCCUUUGUUACCACACGGCUGGAUUACUGUAAUGCAUUGUAUGUGGGGGUUAGUGGGUCCUCCAUCGCCCGUCUCCAGAUGGUACAGAAUGCAGCUGCACGUCUUUUAACUGGAACACGUAAAUAUGACCACAUUUCCCCCAUUUUAGCCUCACUCCACUGGUUGCCCAUACAAUUUAGGAUCAAUUUUAAAAUUAUUUUAUUUGCUUUUAAAUCUCUUAAUGGUCCUGCCUCGCCCUACCUCUCUGAGCUUCUACACCCGUACACGCCCACCCGCUCUCUCUGGUCAGCUGAUCAGCUGCUCCUGAGGGUGUCUAAAACCAAGCGGACCUUGGCCUCUUCUCUGCCUGUUUUUAAAUCUCUGUUUUUAAAUCUUUUCC